Messenger RNA from Leptopilina heterotoma, 2509 nucleotides. RefSeq lists its product as uncharacterized. Gene Ontology annotation, cellular component: membrane. The transcript has 11 exons. Gene Ontology annotation, molecular function: protein binding. Bases 477 to 2150 code for a protein of 557 amino acids. The record is from RefSeq and is a predicted model, not a curated record. Lineage: Eukaryota; Metazoa; Arthropoda; Insecta; Hymenoptera; Figitidae.
UUUAAACUUUCUGUUAAAUAUGAAAUACAAAGAGACAUAAAAAUAUAAAUAAUAAAAAACUGUUAUUAAAAAAAAAACUGUUAAUUAUUACUAUUAUCGAAAAAUACGAUUACUGUUAAUUUUUCUCUUUUGUGAUUUAAAUCAGUUUGGCAUAUGUCAUUUAUUUCUCUAUGAGUGCGAAGGAAACUCAUCGAGAAACACGUGAGUGAAUGGAAGUGAAGUUUUCCUCUUUCGUGAUAUAUAGUGAAUGGUCCGAGGACUAUUAUUUAUUAGUUGAAUCGUGAUUGGUGUUUGGAUUUCUUCCACCAAGAUCGUUGAGGCACAGUCGGUAUCCGUUAACAGCAUUCGACGAGUGCCACUCGAGACAAUGGCUUCGUUGACUUUACUACGAGGGGACCAAAGAGAACCGUAAACAUUUCAACACGGACAAUUUUAAACUGUAUUCCUCAGGGGUGCCGCCUUAUUUUUGCAUCAAUAUGUAUCUCAUCAGAAUAUCGCACUUUCUCGUGUUCGUAAUGCUGCAGUUGUCGCGGGCGCUGACCGGUGAUUAUGUAUGCCAACGAGUAGAAAAUUACACAGAAACGUCACAGGAACUUUAUAUGCAACCUGUUGAGGUACACACAUUUACCUGGUGCUUUCAAAUUCCGCCUAGGUGCCCGAAGACACGGAAGGAAAUGCACCAGCGUUGGAGACCAAAAUCAGAGGUCAAACAAAGGAUAGUGAAUGAAUGCUGCGAAGGUUACACAAUAGAAGAGGUUCACGGUAAAGUUGACACAGAAACAAAAUGUGUACCAUUUUGCGAGAAGUGUGUCGAAGGCGAGUGCACUUCUCCGAACAAUUGUCUAUGUAAAAAUGGUUAUCAAGGGAGUGACUGCUCUUACGAGUGUCAGCCAGGAACAUGGGGAAAGUAUUGUAUGCAAGAAUGUAAUUGUACCCGUGAAAGUGCGUGUAAUCCAGUAAAUGGCAGAUGCGAGUGUCCACCCGGAUGGCACGGAAUUAGGUGUGAGAAUAAAUGCUCGCCGGGACGAUGGGGAGCAUAUUGUGCAUCACCAUGCGUUUGCACGGAUCAACUGUCGGGCUGUCAUCAUGAAACUGGAGAGUGCUUUGACCUUGAAGUAUCAUUCGAUCCAGUGCCCACCAUUAAAGAGUGGACACUUAGUGAAUUAACCCCUUCUUCCGGAGCAACAACCGACAUUUCUUCCCCUCUUUAUUCCCAACCGGAAAACAACACUGACUUUAUUGAUGUGACAAACGCUGAUGAUUUUGGUGACGCCAAUCAAGAUGAUUUGCAGAUUAUCAGGAUAUCAAGUACCACUGAGGGAGCAGAAAAUGAUACACUUAAAACUUUGUCAAGUACAACGAGUAAGACGUCGGUACAUGUUUCAUUAACUGAAAAUUAUUCGUACGAACCAACACGACCUCAGGCAUCGACCACUUAUCAAACAACGCAGGUUCCAUUGCCAACGGAAAUUUUCCCAAAGAAAAGUUCAAUAUUGACGACCAAUACUGGACAAGUACACAUUUUCGAGGAAACCCACACAAAUGGUGAUUCUGACUUGAAUGUUAAACACGGCAUUGGCUCCACCGAUGAAUUUGGAAUUGAUCCCCAAGUUGUCAUGUCCCCGAAGACAGACUACGUGAAAAAUGUUCGAAAAGAAAGUUCCUCGCCGGUGUCUCCAUUGCCAAUGGACAUCGCGGCUCUUAUCAUAAUUGGGUCCAUAAUUUCAUUAGGCCUGACGUCAAUAGCGGCACUGAUGAUAUUCCACAUGAGAGCCAAAUUGCUCGACGCAGUUCGUUUAUCGAUUUUCAAUGACGAAAAAGUGAAUUUCUCGGGAAUUGAAAAGGGAAAUGUGGAGAAAAUUUCAACUAUACAUACGACACUUCCUCGUACAUUGAGUCGAAAUGAUUCGACAUUAAAUGCGAAUACUGAACCUAAAGCAGUCUUGACCUUAGACGAAACGGGUAAUGAAUAUGCAAAUGGAACAGUCACUAUUGGUAUUCGUCUUUCGAGUAAUCUCAGAGAACUUCUAGAGAGCCAGUACGAUAGACCAGCAUCGUUCUGUCAUCGUGGCGCCAGUCAAACGGAAAUGGAACAUUUAUACGAUGAGAUUCCACUUGCGUCUCCUUUCUGUAUCAGCAAAGAUACGUAACUCCCUUGAAUUUAGUUUAGAUAAUAAAAGAAUUUAGAAUAAAAAAUCCCUCUGUGAAUUACUAUAUUCAAAAACUGUGAAUUAUUAUUUAAACUCUAGAACAUUAUAUUUAUAUAAGACUUCAGUUUGUAUCUCAACUAUAUUAUAGAAAAAUAAAAUCCAGUGACAGCUUUGGGAAAAAUUAUAGAGGAAGACAAAUUUUGUCAUUUGAUAAAAAGAUCACAAAAAUAAUGUAACAAAAAAUACAAAAGAAUUACGAAGAAAAAAUUUGUCAAGAAAGACGAAAGAAAAAAAAAUACGAAAAGUAUUUUUAAAUUCUACGAAAAGUGGGAAAAAAACACAGGAAUGGAAAAAUAAAA